AUGCUGAGCAUCCGACCUCUCUGCAAUGGUUUCCUGUUCUUGCUACGGUCCCUCAUCUUUAUCACCAUAGCUCGUCUGAGAAUCGGAUUCCGGCCACCGACGCCACGGCGUACCAUAAAUCCGAGACGGAGAAUACCCUCUCCGCAACUUCGGAGUCCAAUCCCUUCCAUAUUCGCGGCGUUAAAGGCUCUGUCUCUCUCUCGUUGUGUGGUGUGUCAAAAAGAAGAGCAGCAAAAUGGCAGUGAAGUUUUUCAGAGAAAUUACAACAAUACCCUUUUAGCUUAUCUCGGUUUUCAUUUCAUGUCCGUAAAUCCUUUAACCGGUUGUCUCCUCCAAUCUCGGUUUAUUCGAGACUCCGAUAUAGUUUAA
Microthlaspi erraticum is the source of this 369-nucleotide messenger RNA. The record is from the annotation of a GenBank genome assembly. Lineage: Eukaryota; Viridiplantae; Streptophyta; Magnoliopsida; Brassicales; Brassicaceae.